UGCGAGAACAGCAAACAAGAAAAGGACCUGGCUUGAAGAAUUCCCAAAAAUAAGAAGUGUCGCAGCAAAUGUUGAAAUAGAACUAGAGUAGGCACGCGCAUUUAAAUAAAAAACAGGAAACAUCGCCAUCAGAAGCGAUAAGGUUGCCGUUUGACAAGAUGUUGUUAACCACAAUCUUUGGUCUGCUUUUGGUAUUCUACCCAUUAAAAGUCGCUGAAUGCUUUACGUCAGCAUGGUCUUACAACUGCAAAAACGACGUAUGCCUCAAGACAAACGCAACGCCCAAUCGCCGUACCCAGCUCAAUACCUGCCUUAUUACUUGUGGAAGAUACGGAGGUUUAUGGCCCCAUCCUUCUGGUAAGACGUUUAUUGGCAACAUGACCUUGCCCAUCCAGCUAUGGAACAUUGCAGAACCAAAGAUCACUUUCGCUGCUCCGCAAAACAAGAAAGCAGAACAAUUAGCUACAGCGGCGUAUCAGAUAUUCAAGGCAAGGUUGAAUAAAAUUUACAGGAAGUUCAACGUCAAAUCCCUUGCCAAAGACGGUGCUCAAUGUAACAGUCCUGUCUGGGAAUACAAAUUUUCCGUGAAGAUCAACAUUAAAGCUGCCGAUGCCAAACUUCAUCUUGAUACUGACGAAUCCUACAGUCUUGUCAUUCGAACCGUGAAUUCCCAAAUUACCGCCGAAAUAGACGCAGAGACCUUCUUUGGAGCGCGACAUGGACUAGAGACGCUGGGCCAGUUGAUCACUUUCGACGACAUUUGCGGCAGUAUGCAAGUCGUAACAGACGUUGACAUCGAAGAUGCGCCUGCAUACCCAUUACGAGGUUUCAUGUUGGACACGAGUCGUAACUUUUUCUCAGUUGAUAGCAUUUUGAAAAUUAUUGACGGUAUGGCACUGAAUAAACUCAACACUUUUCAUUGGCAUAUUACUGAUACACACAGCUUUCCAAUAUACAUCAAAGAGCAACCUGAAAUGACUCAGUACGGAGCUUAUUCCCAACGCCAUAUCUACAUGCCAGAUGACGUUAAGAAGAUCGUUCAAUACGCAGCUGCCCGCGGGAUACGAGUGAUGCCUGAGUUUGAUCAACCAGCGCACUGUGGUAAUGGUUGGCAAUGGGGACCCAAGAAGGGAUUCGGUAGAAUGGCUACCUGUGUCAAUAAAGACCCGUGGACCUCGUACUGUGUCGAACCACCGUGUGGACAACUUAAUCCUCUAAAUGAUCACAUGUACAAUGUUCUUGGUACCAUCUACAAGUCAUACCUGGAAAUGUUUGACCUAGACAUAUUCCAUAUUGGCGGUGACGAGGUGAACAUUGGGUGCUGGAAUUCAACAGAAGAAAUAACCAAACAUAUGGAAGAUCAAGGAAAAGCAAGAACAGAAAAGGAUUUCAUGGAUUUGUGGAAAGUCUUCCUCGACAGAACAACGGCAAAAUUCCGUGAAGCAAACAAAAAUCAAGAUAUGCCGUUAAUCCUUUGGAGCAGCCAUAUGACUUACCCGAAAUACAUCGAAAAAUACGUGGACAAAUCAAAAUACAUCAUUCAAAUAUGGUCUGAAAAAUCUGACAAGACAAUUUCUAAUUUGAUCAACAAAGGGUAUCGUGUUGUUUUCUCCAAUUAUGACGCGGUAUACUUGGAUUGUGGAUUUGGUGGCUGGGUAACAGAUGGCAACAACUGGUGUGCCCCGUACAAAGAAUGGCAGAGAUUAUACAACAACGAUCCCAAGAAGAUUCUCGCUGAUUUUGGAAUCAAAGAUCCAGCUAAGUUGAAACUAGUGUUAGGAGGAGAAUCAGCGAUGUGGUCGGAACAGGUUGAUGAGUCUGCCCUUGGGACCAAAGUAUGGCCCCGUGCAGCUGCAUAUGCAGAACGUCUUUGGUCGGAUCCUAACACCAACUGGCGUGCCGCAGAGGCCAGGCUGCUAAGGCACAGGGAAAGGAUGGUUCAUCAUGGCAUUGCUGGUGACUCUCUACAGCCAUUGUGGUGUCUUCAAAACGAAGGCAAAUGUAUUGUUUAGUGUAUCGGACCGUUUUGGCUGAUGAUUUAAAGUGAUACGUAGAUAAAUGCGAUGUACUAGGGUGAGGUUCAUCAAGAAAUAGAAAAACUUAGUUUCUAAAUGCAAGAAA
Molecule: messenger RNA, 2121 nt
Organism: Rhopilema esculentum
Lineage: Eukaryota; Metazoa; Cnidaria; Scyphozoa; Rhizostomeae; Rhizostomatidae
Product: chitooligosaccharidolytic beta-N-acetylglucosaminidase
Biological process (GO): carbohydrate metabolic process; glycosaminoglycan metabolic process; protein deglycosylation
Cellular component (GO): plasma membrane
Molecular function (GO): beta-N-acetylglucosaminidase activity
Source: RefSeq, a predicted model, not a curated record